CUUCAAUGUACACCCUCAAGUGUAGUGCGUCCAGCCAUUUUUUUUUCAUACUUCCUCAUUAUCCAACUGUGCUGCGUGCACUGUGCAGGACUUUCUUCAUCAGGGUUGGUUGUGUAAGAGGACUCUCCCAAAACAGACCUACCAAAAUGGCCAGCUACAACCAAGGUUAUGAAAGUUUUUGAUUUUUCAUGAGUUCGAAUUUACUUUAAAAUUCAGUCAGUUUUAAUUAGCUUUUAGACUAAUGAGGUGACAGUGGGCAAAGAUGUGUGGCGCAACUUCUGUUUUUUUUUUUUUUAUGGUAUUUGUUUUUUUUUCGUCACACGCCCCGGCCACACAUCCGCGUCCUGUCAUGGAAAGGUUUACAGCUUCAUGCUCAGUGGCUCUGGAAGGGACAUCACCCUCUUAAGUUACUUUCUGCAAUCAUCAAAAGGAAUCACCGGCACCGACACCAGCUCAGGCAGGAAAGAGCUCACCAACAGGGAAAAAAGAAAGAAGAAAUAAAACAAGUCGGUCUCUGGUAUCUGUGCGCCAAUGGAGUCUGAAACAGCGAGGAGGCUCACAAAGAAGAGACUUCUGCUUCUGGCUUUUGUCGUGAUCAUUCCUUUGUACACUUUUUGUGGCUGGAUGUCAAAGUUCCAGUUUCCAAAACCCCCUAUACCCACACAUUUCAAGUCGAGCCAUGAGAGGAACCUCACCACUGUCCUGCUGUGGUCCUGGCCUUUUGGGUCACAUUUUAACCUGGAUGGGGACGUCUGCCAGAAGCUCUACCACAUUCCACGCUGUCUACUUAUCAGCCAGAGAUUGCAGUUUUCCACGGCUGACUUUGUGGUGUUUCAUAACAGAGAGCUGAUGCAUGGGGAGAAACUACCUCUUCACCUGCCAAGACCUCAGGGUCAGAGAUGGGUCUGGAUGUCCCUUGAGUCUCCGCCUCACAAUGGAAACGUGAAACAAUAUGUAAAUAUCUUCAACUUGACCAUGUCCUACAGAAGGGAUUCAGAUAUCAGCAUCCCCUACGGUGAGUUAGUGCCAAACCCAAACCCUGGAAAAGACUUGGAUUUGGACCUCCUUGAGAAUAAAACCCAUCUGGCCUGUUGGCUGGUCAGUAACUACAGGACCGGCCACAAAAGGACAGCAGUGUAUCAACAAUUGAAAUCCAUGGUUCCUAUCAAAGUCUACGGACGUUGGUCAGGAAAUCCACUCUCACCUUCUGAGAAGUUGCCGACACUACAACGCUGCUGGUUCUAUUUGGCGUUUGAGAACUCACAGGCCAAAGAUUAUAUCACAGAGAAGUUGUGGGAUAAUUCGUACCUGGCUGGAACGGUGCCGGUGGUGCUGGGGGCACCUUUGGCCGACUACAAAGCCGUGGCACCGCCUCAUUCUUUCAUCCACGUUGAUGAGUUUGCAUCGCUGAAGGACUUGGGAGAAUAUCUCAAGGAACUAGUCAAGGAUAAAAAACGCUACAGAGAAUAUUUUAAUUGGAGGAAAGACUGGAAGGUUACGAUGAACAAAGACUGGAGAAAAAGACUCUGUACGGUCUGUUCAAAACAGGACAGCUUCCCUAAAUACAAGGUUUACUCAGACCUAGACGCGUGGAGCGCCCAAGAGCAUCAAUAGCAAGGACACCCAAACUUUCACUGCAUUGCACUUGUUCUUGAUGGUUUCUGUCACUACAAGCAGCUUAUCUUUAAAGAAAUCAGAAAAUCAGAAAGCAGAAAUGGAAUCCUCACCUGAAAGCUAUUGAGGUGCCCAGAUUAAGUAAAAAAAAAAAAACUGACCUGGUUGGUGCUUUUUAAUUUUGCACAUUUUAAUAUCUACUUUGUGGUGCAAUGUUUUGGUAGAGGUUUUCUUUCACUGUAAACGGUUCAUGUGCAUCAUCAGAAAUAAGACAAUUAUUUUUGUAUAUUCCACUCUGUUUGUCAUUGGGUGGGUCUACCUUUAAAGUAGGGAUGUUCCAUAAACGUAUUACAUUACAAAAACGGAAAUAUCUCAACUAUGGCACCUGACUCACAAGACCUCAACCCUUCGUCAUCGAAUUGUACAAGAAAUUAGGUGGUGAAACGGGCGUCAACAUAAUAAACCCUCAUGAAAAUAGUUUCUCCUUGUGAAAAUGAAAAUGUGACUAGUGGCCAAAAUGAUCUCUGUUCAGAUAAGCACUUCUCGUAAGUCACACAAGUCAUGGACGGAAGUGCAAGAUUUUUGUAGCAGCAAGAUACACUUAGCAGGGCAGAUUCGUUCACAAGAUUGGGCUUUCCGUGGAAAUAGAUGUUUCAUGUGUCACCAAAAUUGUUUUCAAAACAUGAAGUGUUAUUUAAUCCGUAUGGUUGUGGGUGUGUAGAUUGUGGAAUUGCCAUUCCCACGUCAUUCUUCACUUGAUUUCACUCGUAAAUAAAGGCGUUUUAACAGUCAACAUGUGAUGUCAUUGGUGUCUGCUCCUGACUCUCCACACUCCUCUGAGUCCUCAUAAUUGAUGUUUCUUAAAAAAAAACGGAUCACUGAAGAGCCUAAUAUGGAAGUGUCCAAGGGAUGAUCUCAAAUGUAAUGUUUUAUAACAUUACACAACACAACAUAUAAAGGAGCGAUGUUUGGGCCAAAAUAGUGGUUUACUAUGGAGCCUCCCUGUGGCAUUUUCUGGGUCAUCUACAUGGCUGGGCAUUUGUUCAUAUAUUUAAGUGUGGAUUUUGUCACCAAGGUUCACUUGUUUGAGUCAUGCUUCUUAUUGAAGGAAGAAUAGAUCCAAACAGGGU
Messenger RNA from Synchiropus splendidus (mandarinfish), 2744 nucleotides. RefSeq names its product alpha-(1,3)-fucosyltransferase 7-like. The transcript has 3 exons. The record is from RefSeq and is a predicted model, not a curated record. Gene Ontology annotation, molecular function: alpha-(1->3)-fucosyltransferase activity. NCBI's taxonomy places the organism in Eukaryota, Metazoa, Chordata, Actinopteri, Syngnathiformes, Callionymidae. The coding region runs from base 532 to 1614 and encodes 360 amino acids. Gene Ontology annotation, cellular component: membrane.